Messenger RNA from Eutrema salsugineum, 1221 nucleotides. Its product is annotated as protein LNK4. Gene Ontology annotation, biological process: circadian rhythm; regulation of DNA-templated transcription. The coding region runs from base 154 to 1014 and encodes 286 amino acids. The transcript is spliced from 6 exons. NCBI's taxonomy places the organism in Eukaryota, Viridiplantae, Streptophyta, Magnoliopsida, Brassicales, Brassicaceae. The record is from RefSeq and is a predicted model, not a curated record.
CCACUUCCUGCCACUUGCUUGCUCUUGUCUUUCUCUCCUUCACUCACAAGUCACAAAUCUGCAAGAUAGACACGAACUCAUAAUCUUGGUUUUCGUAAAAGAAAAAAAGAGAGGAGAUUUCUUAUUCAGAUCUGAACAAAGUUGAAACUAAUCAUGGAUCGUUAUUCAAGGAGGAACUCAGAGGAUCUAGUAGUGCCUAACUAUCAGGAGACAUCAGAUUCAUACCCAUCUCCUGAUAUGUGGGGUGGAUGGAGCAUGAACUCUCAGAAAGCUGCGGAGAAAUGCUUCGACUUUGAUGUGAUUAACAAUGGAUUCAGUGGAGGAUUAUACAGUCAGAUGGAGAUGGAGAUGGAGAUGGAGAUGGGGACGAGUGGAGAAGUAGAAGAAGAAUCAAAGAGGUUAAAGGCGGCUGGUGAUUGUUUCUACCGCCCAACGUCGUCGCUUCAUGAUUUCGAUGGAAUCCAACAGAUGGAUGACAUAUUCUUAAGUUCCAUUUUGGAGGAUGUUCCAGGGAAUGAGGGUCUUCAUUCUUUCAGUGAGUUGGAUAAUGACAGUCCCGGUCCUUCCUCUGCGUAUCUCAGCAAUCUCGAUGGCAUAGAAGUCCCGAUGUUCCAUUAUGAUUGGGAAACUUGUCAAGACAUGCCUCUUAUGGGGGAGCAUGAGGCAUCAAUGAAGAUCUCGGAGCUAUGUGAGGAAAAUAUGGAGGAGCCGUCUAAUGAAGAAGUUGUGUUGCAGGAUCUACAAAGGGCUACAGAAAAGUUGACAGAUGAUACCCGCAAAUGCUUCCGCGAUACAUUUUACCGGCUUGCGAAGAACUCACAACAGAAGUCAGAAUCCGGCAACAACAACCCGGAGGAGUUCCUUGAGGAUGGAACAAGUAGGAACAGAGAUCAGAAGACUGAACUGGAAACAAAUUCAAUCGACAGAGCAAUCGCCAAUCUCACAUUCAACAAGAUGGAAUCCAACAUGAGAAAUUUGCCUCCACCAAAGAGAGUUUCUUGUAAUCAAGGAUAAGGGGAAAGUUUCAGAACAAAAACCUUAUCAUCAUCUUUAGUAUGUGUAUAUAUUAUGUAUUGUGCGUGUGUGUGUGUGUGUAUAUGCUUUGGCUUGACUUUGCCAAGCUUCAGUUUUGAUCUCUAUUUCAAUACACUCUGAUGAGCUUCGUUGACUUUGUUCCUGGAUUUCAUUUUCUCGAUGCAAUAUGUUGUAUUACUUACUGAA